AUGUCAGGCGUUGAAGUCAUUAGCACUAUUUCCGCCGUCGCUGGCAUUAUUGGACAAUCGAUCGAUCUCUACGAGAGAUUUCAGAAGGACCUCAAACUUUCUGAUACCCUGGAAGCCCUCAAGGGCCCUAUGGUUUUACUUCGCGAUACACUUGCGAUCUGCGCAAGAAAUUUCGAAGAGAAAAAGUCUCAUAUACCAAAAGAGCUGCUUGAAGCCCUAGAGGAGAUAAUUGAGGGUUGCUACGAAAAAGCUCAAGAAUUGGAGAACAUUCUUAAAAAGACGAUGCACGGGGAAAAGGACGGAUGGUUGAAACGCUACCGCACUGCUGUCACGGGGAGGUUCGGGAAGGGAAGAAAAGUUGAAGACCUUGUAAAAGCUUUAUACACAGACCUCCAGCAGAUUGUCAACAAUGACCUCGUUCGCUCUGCAACAUCGACGCGCCUAGUCGAGCUGAAAGAAUCCAUUAAAAAACUCGAUUCGCUUCCGUCAUCACUACCCGAAGAAAAUAUCCCCGAAUCUUUCAACAGCGGUGGAGGGGCACAAACCAACUACAUCAACCAGGGAUAUGGGAUACAGAACAACGUCAACGGGCAGCAGAACCAUGGUGGAACCCAAACCUAUCACUACGGUAAGGAUCAAAUAUAG
This is a messenger RNA of Penicillium arizonense, 645 nucleotides long. RefSeq lists its product as uncharacterized. The transcript has a single exon. Lineage: Eukaryota; Fungi; Ascomycota; Eurotiomycetes; Eurotiales; Aspergillaceae. Bases 1 to 645 code for a protein of 214 amino acids. The record is from RefSeq and is a predicted model, not a curated record.